This is a messenger RNA of Prionailurus viverrinus (fishing cat), 757 nucleotides long. RefSeq names its product nucleoside diphosphate kinase B. The transcript has 5 exons. Gene Ontology annotation, molecular function: nucleoside diphosphate kinase activity. The record is from RefSeq and is a predicted model, not a curated record. Lineage: Eukaryota; Metazoa; Chordata; Mammalia; Carnivora; Felidae. The coding region runs from base 161 to 619 and encodes 152 amino acids. Gene Ontology annotation, biological process: regulation of apoptotic process; GTP biosynthetic process; UTP biosynthetic process.
GGGGCGUGGACAGGGGCCACGGGCCGCGGCGGCCUCGUGGGUUGGGCGGCGGGGCGUCCGGGGUGUGGCCGUCGCAGGGCCCUCCCCCCGUGCGGCUCCCGGCCCCACCGCCCCCUCCACGUCGCGCCUCCCGCCCCGCAGCGCAGCCAGCUUCCCGGCCAUGGCCCACCAGGAGCGCACGUUCAUCGCCGUCAAGCCGGACGGCGUGCAGCGCGGCCUGGUGGGCGAGAUCAUCAAGCGCUUCGAGCAGAAGGGCUUCCGCCUCGUGGCCAUGAAGUUCCUGCAGGCCUCGGAGGAACUCCUGAAGCAGCACUACAUUGACCUGAAGGACCGCCCGUUCUUCCCUGGGCUGGUGAAGUACAUGAAUUCCGGGCCGGUUGUGGCCAUGGUCUGGGAGGGACUGAACGUGGUAAAGACGGGGCGAGUGAUGCUUGGGGAGACCAACCCAGCAGAUUCUAAGCCAGGCACCAUCCGUGGGGACUUCUGCAUUCAAGUUGGCAGGAACAUCAUUCAUGGCAGUGAUUCAGUAAAAAGUGCAGAGAAAGAAAUCAGCCUGUGGUUUAAGCCUGAAGAAUUGGUUGACUACAAGCCUUGUGCUUUUGACUGGAUCUACGAAUAAAAGGUGGACGACGGAGCGUCAGUCCCCUUCGGCACCCCCUGAUGCGUCCCCGGACACUGCUCUGCAUUCCACUGACUUGGAAGCCAGAGAAUCAAUCUUUCUUUUCUAAAACUUACUAAUAAAGCCCUUGGAAACUGG